AUGAGUGAUGAAGAACCAGAAUUUCAAUUAUUGAGUGAUAAAGAACCAGAAUUUCAAUUGUUGAGUGAUGAAGAACCAGAAUUUCAAUUAUUGAUUGAUGGAGAACAAGUGCUUCAAGAAUUAAGUGACAAAGAACAAGAA
Messenger RNA from Dentiscutata erythropus, 141 nucleotides. NCBI's taxonomy places the organism in Eukaryota, Fungi, Glomeromycota, Glomeromycetes, Diversisporales, Gigasporaceae. The record is from the annotation of a GenBank genome assembly.